CUUCCACGUCGGGCCGCGCGGUGGAAUCAUCCAAUCAGCGGCGGCCACACAGUGUUUGGAAACACAUAAGGAAACUUCCCCGGGCGUUUCUCGACAACUUUCAAGAAAAUUCAACUAAAACGGAUCGGUUACGUUGUUUGGAGUAAACGCAUAGACUAUUUGUUAAGGCCACGUCUUUAUUUUUACGUGUUAAAUUUUAUGUUUGGCGACCCAAUAAACAUGGACGCGUCAACAAACUCGGAUGAGCCGAAGACUUUAACUGUCAUCAUAAAAAGCCCGAACCAGAGCGUCGAGGAUCAGACUGUGGAGGACGUGCAGCUGUCCUGGACAGUUCUGCAGCUGAAGAGCCACCUCUCACAAGUGUAUCCUAGCCACCCGCCUGUAAAAGAUCAAAGACUAAUAUAUUCUGGAAAAUUGCUGCCUGAUCAUCUUACAAUGAAAAAUGUGUUUUGGGAGUUUGACACAAAACCCACACUCCACUUGGUUUGCAGUUUCAGAUCUCAUAGUGGAAACCAUCUGCAAACUCCGCCUGAAAUAAAAAAAGAUUUAAAAAUACAUUCUAAUAAUUUGGAUUCUGGAGCUCCUCCAUCCUCUGUAAGCAAUGACGGCCUUAGACAACGAGGGACGUUACAAACUGGGUUGGGUCCUACACAGUCUGUAGGAAUGGACUCUCCUAAUGCAGAACUUCCUGCUUACAACAUGUAUACUCCACAACAACUUGUAUGGCUUCAACAAAUGUAUGCAAGGCAGUAUUACAUACACUAUCAAGCAGCCUUAGCAGCCGCUGCAGCUGCUUCCAGAACAUCCACGCCUAUUGUUCAGUCCCUCCCUGUCGUCUCUCCUGCUCCGCCAGUACUGGCUGAUCAGCCUCCAGUUAAUGACAUCCCUCUCAAUCAGAACAACCAACAACCUGUACCUGUCAACCCAGUGGCCAAUCCUAAUUUGCGAAUGAAUGCCCAAGGAGGUCCCAUGAUGGAUGAUGAAGAAGAUGUAAACAGGGAUUGGCUAGACUGGCUUUAUACAGUGGCACGAUUUUCAGUUUUUCUCAGCAUUUUGUAUUUCUACUCCACUCUGAGUCGCUUUGUAAUGGUGAUGGGAUCCAUCCUAGUGAUGUACUUGUACACUGCUCGUUGGUUUCCAAUUGGACAAAGACCAGGGCAGCAGGAUGUCAUUCACCCAAAUGAAGGGGAUGAAGUUCUUCCCCAACCAGAGGAAAACCAGAAUCCUGAUUUGGAGGAGGAACCUGUUUCUCCCGCUCCUGAAACUACAGUUGAAAGGCAUUCUGUUUGGGACACUGCAUUUGUUUUCUUUAAGUCUUUCUUCUCUUCUCUUAUACCUGAUGGCCCUCAAGCAAUUGCAAACUGAUCAUAGCUAACUGGAGGAAAACGGCACUUUGUACGUGCCUGUGUAUUAGAUGGAUAUACUUUAAAGGCCAUUGAAAUUGUGGUUGGUUUGGCUUUUUACAGCAAAUGAAUAGCAAUUUAAAUAACUUCUCAUUGUCGCUGGGCAUUGCUGAGUUUGUUCUGGUGGUUUUUGUUAGCCUUUAGAUAUGUUUUCUAAAUGGACUCCUCAGUGAGAUGAAUGUGUUGCUAAGGCAGCAAAGGUAUUAUACUGGCUUAAGGUAUAUUUUAAUGUGAAGUGAGUUCACUUGAUUUAAUUAAGUAGCACUUUAUUUGUAUUCUGUAUGUAUAAAAUGUUCAGAUACAGUUUGAAAUACAGAUACUGACUUUCAGUUAUUUAUCCAAAAAGUUAUCUAAUUAUGUGCGUUUAGGGUUUAAAUGGCACUUUAUUAAAGUUCAGUUUUAAUCUCUAUAUGCUAUUAUGAAAAUAAAGGUUCUUGGUAGUGAUCAAUUUUCUGAUUAUGCAUUAAAAGAAAAUGUUCAUAGUACUGCAGUUAAGCCUUUAGUAAACAUACAGAUUUUUAUUGGAUAUAUACAGUUAAUUGUACAUAGUGAUGCAUCUUCACUGUUAGCAAAUUUGUUCUAUUGUUAAAGCAUUUUGUAACUAUAUUCAAUAUGUUAAAAUUCCUUUUGGGAUAUUUCUUAAACUUUUACACUAAGUGUAACUUUUGGGGAGGUGGUUAUGAGUGAUAAAAAUUACCCUCCAUGAUAUUUCUUGCCUACUGAAGUUUAUUUGUGAAAUAAAGAACAGAAUUUGUCUGUCAUA
Molecule: messenger RNA, 2166 nt
Organism: Polypterus senegalus (gray bichir)
Lineage: Eukaryota; Metazoa; Chordata; Cladistia; Polypteriformes; Polypteridae
Gene: herpud1
Product: homocysteine-inducible, endoplasmic reticulum stress-inducible, ubiquitin-like domain member 1
Exons: 8
Coding region: 199-1365 (388 amino acids)
Biological process (GO): endoplasmic reticulum calcium ion homeostasis; endoplasmic reticulum unfolded protein response; negative regulation of endoplasmic reticulum stress-induced intrinsic apoptotic signaling pathway
Cellular component (GO): endoplasmic reticulum membrane
Molecular function (GO): transmembrane transporter binding
Source: RefSeq, a predicted model, not a curated record